Messenger RNA from Arabidopsis thaliana (thale cress), 1964 nucleotides. It is a transcript of the gene WRI1, whose product is annotated as Integrase-type DNA-binding superfamily protein. Gene Ontology annotation, biological process: regulation of DNA-templated transcription. The transcript has 6 exons. Lineage: Eukaryota; Viridiplantae; Streptophyta; Magnoliopsida; Brassicales; Brassicaceae. Gene Ontology annotation, cellular component: nucleus. The coding region runs from base 649 to 1743 and encodes 364 amino acids. Gene Ontology annotation, molecular function: DNA-binding transcription factor activity; DNA binding. The record is from RefSeq and is marked reviewed.
UCCAAAACAUAAAACGUACAAAAAAGUUAAUGAUAAAAAAACGUAAAAAAAAAUACAAAAAUACAAAGAAAAAAGAAAGACAGCGUGGAGAGUAAAGCUAUUGGUAGCAUGGCUGCAACAGAAGGCCAAGUGUUUGGUCUUACAAUUUCAUUUUUAACUCUUUGUGUUAAUUAACCCAAUUAGCCCUUUCCUCCUUCAGGGUUUAUUUAACUUGCCCUUUCUCGUUUCCUCCUUUUUUUCUUAAACCACUCUGCUUCCUCUUCCUCUGAGAAAUCAAAUCACUCACACUCCAAAAAAAAAUCUAAACUUUCUCAGAGUUUAAUGAAGAAGCGCUUAACCACUUCCACUUGUUCUUCUUCUCCAUCUUCCUCUGUUUCUUCUUCUACUACUACUUCCUCUCCUAUUCAGUCGGAGGCUCCAAGGCCUAAACGAGCCAAAAGGGCUAAGAAAUCUUCUCCUUCUGGUGAUAAAUCUCAUAACCCGACAAGCCCUGCUUCUACCCGACGCAGCUCUAUCUACAGAGGAGUCACUAGACAUAGAUGGACUGGGAGAUUCGAGGCUCAUCUUUGGGACAAAAGCUCUUGGAAUUCGAUUCAGAACAAGAAAGGCAAACAAGGUUUCGUCUUCUUCUUUUUUUCUUCGUAACUCAUGAUUUUGUUUGUUUUAAUAAAGAUCUGGACUUUAACUGAUAAAUUUGGUUUCUUUGAUCUGUUGUUUGAUCUCAACUUCGUCACAACUUCACCAGUUUAUCUGGGAGCAUAUGACAGUGAAGAAGCAGCAGCACAUACGUACGAUCUGGCUGCUCUCAAGUACUGGGGACCCGACACCAUCUUGAAUUUUCCGGCAGAGACGUACACAAAGGAAUUGGAAGAAAUGCAGAGAGUGACAAAGGAAGAAUAUUUGGCUUCUCUCCGCCGCCAGAGCAGUGGUUUCUCCAGAGGCGUCUCUAAAUAUCGCGGCGUCGCUAGGCAUCACCACAACGGAAGAUGGGAGGCUCGGAUCGGAAGAGUGUUUGGGAACAAGUACUUGUACCUCGGCACCUAUAAUACGCAGGAGGAAGCUGCUGCAGCAUAUGACAUGGCUGCGAUUGAGUAUCGAGGCGCAAACGCGGUUACUAAUUUCGACAUUAGUAAUUACAUUGACCGGUUAAAGAAGAAAGGUGUUUUCCCGUUCCCUGUGAACCAAGCUAACCAUCAAGAGGGUAUUCUUGUUGAAGCCAAACAAGAAGUUGAAACGAGAGAAGCGAAGGAAGAGCCUAGAGAAGAAGUGAAACAACAGUACGUGGAAGAACCACCGCAAGAAGAAGAAGAGAAGGAAGAAGAGAAAGCAGAGCAACAAGAAGCAGAGAUUGUAGGAUAUUCAGAAGAAGCAGCAGUGGUCAAUUGCUGCAUAGACUCUUCAACCAUAAUGGAAAUGGAUCGUUGUGGGGACAACAAUGAGCUGGCUUGGAACUUCUGUAUGAUGGAUACAGGGUUUUCUCCGUUUUUGACUGAUCAGAAUCUCGCGAAUGAGAAUCCCAUAGAGUAUCCGGAGCUAUUCAAUGAGUUAGCAUUUGAGGACAACAUCGACUUCAUGUUCGAUGAUGGGAAGCACGAGUGCUUGAACUUGGAAAAUCUGGAUUGUUGCGUGGUGGGAAGAGAGAGCCCACCCUCUUCUUCUUCACCAUUGUCUUGCUUAUCUACUGACUCUGCUUCAUCAACAACAACAACAACAACCUCGGUUUCUUGUAACUAUUUGGUCUGAGAGAGAGAGCUUUGCCUUCUAGUUUGAAUUUCUAUUUCUUCCGCUUCUUCUUCUUUUUUUUCUUUUGUUGGGUUCUGCUUAGGGUUUGUAUUUCAGUUUCAGGGCUUGUUCGUUGGUUCUGAAUAAUCAAUGUCUUUGCCCCUUUUCUAAUGCUCCAAGUUCAGAUAAGAAAUAAAAACUAAAUGAACCGUAAAACACAAAGGAGGCUAAGAUGUCUAUGA